This is a messenger RNA of Episyrphus balteatus (marmalade hoverfly), 2882 nucleotides long. It is a transcript of the gene MTA1-like, whose product is annotated as metastasis-associated protein MTA3. The record is from RefSeq and is a predicted model, not a curated record. Gene Ontology annotation, cellular component: NuRD complex; nucleoplasm. The coding region runs from base 187 to 2679 and encodes 830 amino acids. Gene Ontology annotation, biological process: negative regulation of transcription by RNA polymerase II. The transcript has 13 exons. Gene Ontology annotation, molecular function: chromatin binding; transcription corepressor activity; sequence-specific DNA binding. NCBI's taxonomy places the organism in Eukaryota, Metazoa, Arthropoda, Insecta, Diptera, Syrphidae.
CUUUUUUUUUGAGUAGUAAUUUUUUAAGAUGGCGACGAAAAAAACGCGUCUUGUGUGAUUGUAAUCAUAACAAUAUUAUUUUUACGCAAAUACUAUGUCGGGAAAUUAUUAAAAACUAUUAAACACUCUUCGCUAAUAUCGAAUUAAUUAAAUUAAAGUGAAAUUGUGUUUGAAAUAAAUGUGAAAAUGGCUACAAACAUGUAUCGAGUAGGAGACUACGUCUACUUUGAAACAUCUUCAUCAACUCCUUAUCUCAUACGUAGAAUAGAAGAAUUAAAUAAAAAUCAAACUGGAAAUGUAGAAGCAAAAGUAAUGUGCUUUUACAGACGGAGAGACUUGCCAAAUCCCCUAGUGCAAUUGGCGGAUAAACAUCAAUUGGCAACAGCCGAAGAUUCACCACUGGCGAUGAAACUGAAGAAGACUUGGCUUCGAACACCAGUUGGAGAAGAACAAGCGGCACAGGCUGUUUUAGAUCCGUCCAUAGCAUCAUUGGAUGAAGAUCGAACUAGUCCGAUAAGUACAUCGGCGGCUAAUAUCAUAUCGGAAAAAAAUAAUGAAUCGCUGUCAUCGAAGCAACGUCACCAAAUAAAACAUCGAGAAUUAUUUCUAUCCCGACAAGUUGAAACAUUGCCCGCCACCCACAUAAGAGGAAAAUGUUCUGUUACAUUAUUAAAUGAAACAGAAUCGCUCAAUAGUUAUCUUAAUAAAGACGAUACAUUUUUUUAUUGUUUGGUUUUUGAUCCAAAUCAAAAAACCUUAUUGGCUGACAAAGGUGAGAUACGUGUAGGAAGCCGAUAUCAGAGUGAGAUUCCUGGAAAACUAAAAGAUGUACAAUUGGAUGAGCGAAAGCUAGAGGAUCUUGAAACCCUUGUAUGGACGCCAAAUCACAAUCUAACUGACAGAAAAAUAGAUCAGUUUUUGGUUGUUUCACGGUCUAUUGGAACAUUUGCCCGCGCACUAGACUGUAGUAGUUCGGUUAAACAGCCAUCGCUGCAUAUGUCAGCGGCUGCUGCCAGUAGGGAUAUAACCUUGUUUCAUGCCAUGGAUAUUCUUCAUAAGCACAAUUAUUCUAUGGAAGAUGCUAUGUGCUCGUUAGUUCCUUCCACUGGGCCGGUUCUCUGUAGAGAUGAAAUAGAGGACUGGAGUGCAUCUGAGGCUAAUUUAUUUGAAGAGGCACUUGAUAAAUACGGAAAAGACUUUAAUGAUAUUCGACAGGAUUUCCUACCAUGGAAAACUUUAAAACAAAUAGUAGAAUAUUAUUACAUGUGGAAGACCACAGAUAGAUAUGUACAACAAAAGCGAGUGAAAGCUGUGGAAGCUGAAUUAAAGCUCAAACAGGUUUACAUUCCACAAUACACAAAAAGUAAUCCGGCGAUGAACAACCCUACCAAAGGUGGAAUAUUCAACGGAACCACAACUAAUGGUGGAACUGAUUUAUCUAAUAAUGGAAAACCAUGUGAAUCAUGCUCAAGUGUUGCGUCAGCUCAGUGGUAUCCCUGGGGACCCUCUCAUAUGACAUGUCGAUUGUGUCAGAAUUGUUAUAACUACUGGAAAAAAUACGGAGGUUUAAAAAAUGCAACGAGAUUAGCCGAAGGAAGUGAUACAGAGGUUAAGAAGAAACAGCCCACACCAGCUACAACACCUCUUGGACCCAUUACACCCACCCCAGUUAUUGUCACAGAAACUGUUAUAGUUGAUGAUGAGAAAGUAAGCGAUCUUUCUAAUCGUCAGUGUCACAGAUGUUCGAUUGUGAGCUGUGGUAAAGAAUUUAAAUUGAAAACACAUUUAGCGCGACAUUAUGCCCAAGCGCAUGGUAUUGCGAUUAGUUCUGGAUCGCCGCGUCCCAUAAUGAAAACUCGCACUGCUUUCUAUCUCCAUACAAAUCCUAUGACACGUUUUGCUCGAAUUUUAUGUAGAAAGUUUAUCAAAACUAAAAAAGCUGCCCGGCAGACAUCAUUUGCAAUAAAUACAAUGCUGAUUAAGCAUGAAUUUAACUUACGUUUGACUGGGAAAUCUCAUUUGGAUAUAAAAAAUAUUUUAUUAGCUAAGAAGAGGGAUAGAAUUAGUGUGACGAAAAUUGCUAAUCGUUUAGGAUCUCCAGGGCCUGGCCCACACGAGUGGCUGAUAUUGACGCCCAAAGAUAAAUUGCCCAAACCUGAUUUAGUGGCAUUUCCAAAGCCCCCAAAAGCACCCGAUGGAUCUUUGCUAUAUGAACGUAUUCCGAAUAAAGUUGUUGAAAUCGAAAAAGAUGUUACAAUUAUACCACCUGCAAUAUUACGCAAGCGACCAAUUGAAGAGAUGAAUGGCGCAGAUGUUACAAUUAUACAAGGCCCACCACCAAAACGGCCAAAUAAGGAUCCAAUGCCAUCACAUUGUCCUAGUCCUGAACAGUUUGCAGCAAUGAUGGCUGCUUCUGGGCAGCCAUUAGCUAGACACCAUUUAAAUGGAAAACCAAAAAUCACACAAAUGUCAAGAACGGGAUCUGGCCGAAAACAAGUGAUCAGUUGGAUGGAUGCUCCAGAUGAUGUGUAUUUUAGAGCUACCGAUUCAAGCAAAAAAGCUAGAAAAGUGUUAUCCGUAGUGGAGCUUCGGCGAGCAGCUCGUAAACCAUGGCGAAACCUACCCAUCAAACAAAUGGUGCCCAGACCAAUUGAUCCACAGGUUGUGAUACUAGACUGACCUACAUCGACAGAGCAUCAACAGCCCUAUCCGUAUACAAUGGAUGCCCUUCUUAAUUAAACAAAAUAAGAAAAAAAAAUUAUAUGCACAUAACUAUUGUUUUUAAAACCUCAAUCAAAAAUUUAAAACUCCUGCAUAAAUAUCGUUCGUGAGUUAAUAAUUGUUGAGAUUGAUGAAAGUAUCACAAUUUAGAACAAGGUGAA